This is a messenger RNA of Chlamydomonas reinhardtii, 4044 nucleotides long. RefSeq lists its product as uncharacterized. The record is from RefSeq and is a predicted model, not a curated record. Bases 148 to 3378 code for a protein of 1076 amino acids. NCBI's taxonomy places the organism in Eukaryota, Viridiplantae, Chlorophyta, Chlorophyceae, Chlamydomonadales, Chlamydomonadaceae. The transcript is spliced from 14 exons.
UACUAUAAACACAUGAGGUUUGAAUAUGUGCAAGAGCUCCAUAACUUCGGUUAGACCGUUCCUCACGAUGUAGCUAACAGCUGAGCUCGUUUUGCUGACAGGCUUUCCGCCUCUGGCUCGCACGCUCCGGUUCCUUACACCGGCGACAUGUCCAGACUAGCAUUACUAGCGCUCCUACUCGCGCUAGCGCUGGGUCCGGUGCUGCCGGUCGGGGUCAAGGGGCUGCAGGGCGGGGUCGCUGCCAGCGGCAGCGGCCCCGCCGCGACCGCGGAAGCGGCCCGCAUUGCCGAUGCCGCCACACGCGUGCUACUCGCCAGACCGCUACAUGACGCCGCCGGCACCGCCGCCGGCGACGGCGCGUCAGGCGCGGGGGGCAGCGGCGCUGCCUCGGGGGAAGGCGCAGCUUCCGCCACAACCGCCGCUGGAUCCAGCGGCACGGCCCAGCCAGCUGCCGGCGUUGUGCCGCUCCACCGCAGUCGCCAUGACCGACUGGCCGCUGCCGCAGCGGCGCGAAGAGCGGCGGCGCCGCCGCCGGCACCGCCCGCGCCGCCGGCGUGGGAGCUGGAGCUGGCGCCGGCGGUGGCAGCGCUGUACCCCGCGCGGGAACCCAACGGCACGCUUCUGCGGGGGCCGCCACGGCUGGCGGGCACGUACAAAGGCAAGUGGCUGCAGGAGGCGCUGGGCCCGGCCCUGGCCGCCGCAGGCUACCUCACCACUGCUCGCGGCGCCAUCAUCCUGCAGCUACCCGCCACCGACAACCCCCCGCCCGCCGCCGCCCCUGCUACUGCCGCUAGCACUGCUUCAGCUUCAUCUCCUGCAGCUGCUGCUGCUGCUGCUACGGCCUCGCUUGGCGGCAGUAGCACUGGCAGCGGCAGCGGUGCCAACAGCAGUAGCAGCAGUAGCAGCAGUGGCGGUGGCAGUAGCAGCAGUGGGUUCGGCGCGCUGCCGGGCGGUGUGCAGGAGCUGCGGGGGGAGCUGGUGCUGCGGGACGGGCCGGGGGUGACGGACCGCGACGUGCGGUUUCGGCUGCGUGGCGUGUACGUGCCGGCGGCGGGGGCGGUGCACGCAGUGCUGGAGCCGCACUGGCCCACGGUAGUGACGAUGACGGAGGAGGAGAUGGCGGCGGCGGCGGCGGCGGGCGGCGGCGGGGGCGGCGCCACGGAGGAGGGCGCGGCGGCCGGCCAUAGCUACAGGGAGGCCCUGCGCACCGCGGCCCGCCAGAUGGCGCUGAGUGGCUCGCGAUGGCACCACGCCCUGGUGAGAGCCAGCCCGCCGCCGCCGGGAGCACGGCGGAGAGGCCCGUACGACACACAGGAGCUGAGGGUGGCGGCGGCGGUGGCGGCGGCGGCGGCGGCCCGCCGGGACCGUGGUGGGGGCGUGGGGCUGCCGCGGCCGCCGUCGCCGCCGCCGUCGCCGCCACUGGAGCUGGCGCUGCGCAAGACGUGCGAGUUCCGGGCCCACUUCCACGUGUACUACAAGGGCGACCCUGACGCCGCAUCACACGUCUCCCACCUGCGGCUGGACGUGCCCGCGCCGCCGCCGCCCGCGCCGCCGCCCCGGGGCGGUUGGCUCAUGCGGCGAGCCAGCCCCGCCCCGGCGCUUGACGGCCGUGGCAGCGGCGGCAGUGGCGGCGGCAGUAGCGGCGGCAGUAGCGGCGGCAGUAGCGGCGGAGGCGGAGGCGGAGGUGGAGGUGGAGGUGGAGGUGGCGGCACGCAGCAGGGGCGGGGGCAGGAGCCGGGUUCCGGCGGCGCCGCUGUCGGGCACCACAGCAGCAGCAACACACUCGACACUGCGGCGGCGGCGGCGGCGGCGGCUGCGGACACGAAGCGCCGCAGCCUGCAACACAACGCCGCAAGCAGUAGCAGUAGCAGUAGCAGCAGCAGCAGCAGUAGCAGUAGCAGAAGCAGCGGCGGUAGCGGGCGGGGUCUGUUGGCGGACACGGAAAUCUUCCACUCCACUCAAGUGCAGCUGCACGGCGGCGGGACCGGAUCCGGAUCUGGAUCCGACGGCGACGAGCAGGGGCUCGAAGGCGUGUACGGGCUGCCGCCCGGCAUGGAUCCGGAUGACCCGGAUCUGGAUCUCAUCGGCGCGGUGGUCAGCCCCAACUGCGGCCUGCGGUUGUCGUUCAACGCCACGUCCGUACACCUGGAGCGGUACUACAGACAGGUGCUGCGAUACAGCGUGAUGGUCACCGCCGUCACCAUCGGCCAGGUGGUGUUGGUGGUGGUCCAGAUGGAGGCGGCCGCCGCGCCCUCCGCCUCCGCCCGCACCUCGCUCUACACCGUCACGCUGCAGGCCAUCCUGGACGCUUACCAAUGCCUGCUACACCUGACCGGGGCCCUCGUGGUGGAUGCGCUGUUUGGCGCCUUCGCCUCCGUGGCCUUUUUGCAGUUCCUGCUGUUUGCGGUGUUUGAGAUGCGGCAGACGCUGUUGGUGUGGCGCGCGCAGCGGGCCGCCGCCAACCCCGCCGCCGCCGCCGCCACUGACUACUGGAGUGUGCGCCGUGACAUGAGUGCGGUGUACACGCGCUUCUACGGCCUGCUGCUGCUGGGUCUGUUCCUGCUGUUCCAGCUGCAGUCGCACGUGUGGGUGCUGGCGCUGCUGCUGCACAGCUGGUGGCUGCCGCAGAUUGUUCACAGUGCGGUGACGGACACGCGGCCGCCGCUCAAGGCCGAGUACCUGUGGGGCAUCACGGCGCUCCGAGCUGUAAGCCCGCUCUACUUCUGGGGAUGCCCUGCCAACCUGCUGCGCAUCACCACCCGCCCCGGGCUGUGCCUGGCGCUGUGUGUCUGGCUGGCGGCACAGGCGGCGCUGGUGGCGGCGCAGAUCAAGUGGGGGCCGCGGGUGUUUGUGCCCAAGGCCUUCCUGCCUCAGCGCUACGACUACCACCGCGCCGCCACACGCCGCGAGAUGGGGCUGGACGACGGCAGUAGCAGCAGCACCGGCAACGGCAGUAGCAGCACCGGCAACGGCUCCGGGUCGGGGCCGGGAGCGCCGUCAGGGGCCGGCGCCGCCGCGCUGGCAGGCGGGCGGGCCGUGCUGCACCGCCUAGUCGCAUGGCUGCGCCCCGGCGGCAGUAGCAGCAGCAGCAGCAGCAGCAGCAGUAGCAGCAGCAGUAGCAGUAGCAGUAGCAGUAGCCGCGCCGCGCCGCGCGCCCGGCGGUCCGACGGCGUCGGUGGCGCCGACGGGGCGGGGGACGUGGAGACGGGCCACGGCUCCAAGGAGUGUGUGAUCUGCAUGAACCCGGUGGCGUUGCUGCCGCCGCGGUGUCGCAUGGUGACGCCCUGCGGCCACUUCUUCCACGAGCCCUGCCUCAGCCGCUGGAUCGCCGUCAACAGCACUUGCCCCACCUGCCGCCGGCCCCUGCCGCCGCCCUGACCCAGCGGCCGCGGCCUGAGGGCACCGGCGCGGGCGGGUGGCGGCUGCCGCCGGGCCGUGACCCAGAGACCGCGGCCGUGACAAUGACUGUGGCCUGGGCGGCAGCUGGCGCCGGGCCGUGAUCGGCGGGGCGCGGAGGCGACUUGGCAUGAUUGCCGGGGGGGGGGGCUCGAUGAUCGGGUACAUGCGGCUUGCCGCGGCCGCUCUGAAGCUGCCCGUGUGUCGCGCUUUUCGGAGCGAUGGGUGGAAAGCAAUGGACGGUUGGGAGGGCGUGUAGGCGGUGCAUGUGGGCUUGCUGGCGCUCCGGAACGGCCUCCCGGCCGCUGACGGCAUUGGGGGCGGCCACCCAGGAGGUAUGGACGUAUGGUGGUCUGGUGGUCUUGGGACCAUCAGACUUGAAGAGAUCCCGAAGAUCGACUGACCUCGAUACGGAAUGUAAAGAACCAGUGGUCCAAAAGUGCAUGCUCGUUACAUAUGGACGUUUCACGUCUGGGAAGCCGGGAAUAAACGCUUAAUUGACGUGCUUGAAAAAACGUGUGUGUGGAAGGCAUCGGCGCCUCAAUGCCCCGGCCACUCCGCGUUUGCGGCUAGCCAGAGCCCAGAGGACUGAAUUGCCGCUGGCUGCCUGGCUGGGGUGUGCCGUGUGCCGUGUAAGGAUGCCAGAUG